Molecule: messenger RNA, 3753 nt
Organism: Castor canadensis (American beaver)
Lineage: Eukaryota; Metazoa; Chordata; Mammalia; Rodentia; Castoridae
Source: RefSeq, a predicted model, not a curated record
UUUUAUAGGGGAAGAUGACUUUCAAACACUCAUGUUUAUAUAGAGAAUGGGUUUUAAAACCUUAAGUCAUUCAGGAUUUGUUUUUAUGGAUUCCCAGGAUAACUAAAAAAGAUGGAGGGCUCUCUCUUACCAUAGUUUCCUUUUUAACAAAUUAUUGUGUCUGUUAUUUAUUUAUUUAAUUUUAAAACAAAUUCCAAAUUGAAGUGGCUGAGGUAAAUGAGAUGUGGUUUUGUGUUUAUUAGAAAAUUUGUAAAUGGGAAGUGACUGGUGUCACCACUUCUAAACAAACAACCCAGAAAAUUUUAUUUCAGCUUGUGGAUAGCUGUUCUAUAUCUGUUGUAUGUUAGACAUACUAUGAACUACCUCUUCACUUAUGGGGACGUUUCCUUAAUAAAAGUGUGACAAUUAAAACUGAUUGACGUCAGUUUAUUUUCUUCCUCUCUUGUCCUGCUUUCUUUGUCAAUUGUGUGAAUUUGAAUCCAGAAUGCUUUUAUUCUUUAAAAUAUGUAUUCGUCAAGAAUGAAGCUGGGGAUGUAGUGGUACAGUGUUUAAUAGGAGGGAGGCCCUGGGUUCCACUCAGCACGGGGGAGGGAUGGACAGGCUGGGGUGGAUGGAGUGGUAAACCUUAGUGCAAAGGCUGAGUAAGAUCCAGAUCGGGUGCCAGCUACGCGAUCCCCAACACAGAGACCUUGUAACCAGUUUCUCUUUUCCUCAGCCACUUUACACGUUGUAGAUAGCUCCAAUAAAUUGAAGGCGCGACCCAUAAAAGUCCGUCCGGGCCCUCUAACACACGUGCCUUAACCCAACUUCACACCCAGUCUCCAAUUCGGAUGUUUGGGAGGACUCACGAACGGGAACGGCUAGCUCUUCAAAACUGGGACAGAAGAGAUGGAGCUAGGAGGUAUGCGUGCGUAUUUUGUCAUUCCAGGAAUGAAGAUGAAAACGCGCCUCGGAAUGUCCUUCCGGGUCACCCAGCCGUCUCUCCCCUCCCCCUCCCAAAUAAGUAAUAAAGCUGGUUGAGCCGGAUGUGCUUCCUCCCAGGCUAAAUCCACCUUCCGGCCUGGGCCGCCGCUGCCGCGAAAACCUCAACCGGUUUUCUGAAUUGGUAAGUGAGCGCGGAGAAGAUUCGCCUGGCGGCGAGGCUUGGGGAAAGAGAGAAACGGAGGGAGGACAGCGGUGCGUGAUCCCCUCGGCCCUGGGAGGCUAAGCAAGGGAAGGACCGAGUGCAGCUCGGGAUGGAGCCUCCAGGCCACGGGGGAUCCAGCUUUAGUUCAGCACUUGUUUCUGUGCUCCUCCGGCUGCGUGUAGGCCCCCGUGCUCACUGAAGGAAUAUGGGUGAAUCUGAUGCUUUGGGAGUUGCUGAUUAUAUGUGGGAGGAGGAAUCACUGUAGUUUUGCUUGACUUGGGUUUAAAGGCUCCAAAUCACCAGCGGGAAAAAAGGAACUGGAAACGCGAAGAUGAUGUGCAAAGUAUAUUCGGGUGUUUCUGUUUUGACAAUGAUGAAAAGCUAAGGCGCUUGGAAUAUGAAAAUACAAUGGCGAGAGAUAGCUUUAAAGAAAACUUUAAUGAUGUUAAUUCUGGUGGAACUCAGAAGGUAGUUCGGAAUAUAGGAGAGUGUUAUGUGGAGGAGACCUGUUGGAAGACAUCACAGUGGUCCAGGUGAACAGGACUGAGGAUCUGUAAGAGUGAUUAUGACCAUGGCUGCUGAGUCUGAUGUUCUGCACUUCCAGUUUGAACAACAAGGAGAUGUGGUCUUGCAGAAAAUGAAUCUCUUGAGACAGCAGAAUUUAUUUUGUGAUGUAUCAAUUUAUAUUAAUGACACUGAAUUCCAGGGGCACAAGGUGAUUUUAGCUGCUUGCUCUACUUUCAUGAGAGAUCAGUUUUUACUCACACAGUCAAAACAUGUCAGAAUCACUAUUUUGCAGAGUGCAGAAGUUGGCAGGAAAUUGUUGCUCUCUUGCUAUACUGGAGCACUUGAAGUUAAAAGGAAAGAGCUUUUGAAAUAUUUGACUGCUGCUAGUUAUCUUCAGAUGGUUCACAUUGUUGAAAAGUGCACAGAAGCUUUGUCAAAAUAUCUGGAAAUUGAUCUUUCUAUGAAAAAUAACAAUCAACACACUGACCUGUGUCAAUCUUCUGAUCCCGAUGUUAAGAAUGAAGAAGAAAAUUCUGAUAAAGACUGUGAAAUAAUUGAAAUUUCAGAAGACAGUCCUGUGAACAUUGAUUUCCAUGUUAAAGAAGAGGAAAACAAUGCAUUACAGUCAACAGCAGAGAGCAUGACAUCGGAGAGAAAGGAAUUGAAGUCACCAGAGCUCUCUACAGAAGAUACAGGUUUUAAAGAGAAUGACAUUUGUAUCCUCCAUGUUGAAUCUAUCAGUACAGCUGGUGUAGAAAAUGGGCAGUUUUCACCACCUUGUACCUCAUCAAAAGCAGGCAUGUAUUUCUCUGAAACGCAGCAUUCACUGAUCAAUUCUACAGUUGAGAGCAGAGUGGCAGAAGUUUCUGGGAUUGAAGGUCAGGGUUUAUUUUGUGAGAAUACUGAUGGAAGUCAUGGUACAGUGAAUGAGAUUCAGAAUCUGGAUGAGAGUUACUCACUGAGGCACCAGUGUCCCAGGUGUCCUCGGGGCUUUCUUCAUGUUGAAAACUAUCUGCGCCACCUUAAGAUGCAUAAGCUGUUCUUAUGUUUACAGUGUGGGAAAACAUUUACACAAAAAAAAAAUCUCAACCGGCACAUUCGAGGGCAUAUGGGUAUACGGCCAUUUCAGUGUACUGUGUGCUUAAAGACUUUUACUGCUAAAAGCACGCUUCAGGACCACUUGAACAUACAUAGUGGGGAUCGUCCAUACAAAUGCCACUGUUGUGAUAUGGAUUUCAAACACAAAUCUGCCCUCAAAAAGCACUUAACCUCUGUUCAUGGCAGAAGCAGUGGUGAAAAACUAUCUAGGCCUGAUCUCAAAAGGCAAAAUCUACUAUAAUUGAAAUCAUGGACUUGCUAUUAAAACUUAUCCUCUUAGGCAAGUCUUUUUAUAGAAUUGCAGCAUUUGUAAUACUGUACCUCCCCUCUCCAUCUUUAGGUUUUAUGUUUGGUCUACCUACACAUAUUAAUCUUUCUGAAUUUCUAAUAGUUCCAAAGUUGCAGGAGGCAUAAUAAAGAUGAUGGGAUUCUGUCUCAUCUCAUAGAUUAUAUAUAAAGUCUCCGAGGUAUACUUACAGUAAUAGUGUCCUACUCCUAAAUAUUCUUGGUUCUAGUACCAGAGGAUCCAGUAUUUACAGAUUCUGAUUUGUAGUCUAGAUAAUUGAUUUAAGUGUUAAACCCAACAAUAUAAUGGCAGGAUGAGAAAGGAAUGGCAGGAAGAGAAAAUUUAGUUUAAAACACUAUUACCCAUUCCUGGUCACUUUAAGAACAGACAGAAUGAGCAAUUUUUCUUUUAAUUUAACCAGUGCUCUUGGAUUAGAAAUGAACACCAAAGUACUUGCAGUUUUAAACUGUAAAGGAACACAAUUCAGGUCCACUUGAGAACAGCAGAACUUCUUUAUAAUGUGUUGUUAUUCCUUUAAAUAUUUUCAUUUCUUUUGGUUAUCAAUAUUCAUAUCUUAGAAUAACUAGGCUUCUUAAUUAUAGGUGGAUUAAUAAUUUUGUGGUCAGUUAAAAUAUACCAUUAGCAUAGGCUAUGAAAAAUUGCUUCUCUUAGAAAUUCCAAAUUUAGCCAGGUGCAGCAACUCAAUGCCUGUAACCCCAGAUACUUGGGAGGUAGA